This is a messenger RNA of Helianthus annuus (common sunflower), 555 nucleotides long. RefSeq lists its product as uncharacterized. NCBI's taxonomy places the organism in Eukaryota, Viridiplantae, Streptophyta, Magnoliopsida, Asterales, Asteraceae. Bases 1 to 555 code for a protein of 184 amino acids. The record is from RefSeq and is a predicted model, not a curated record. The transcript has a single exon.
AUGCUGAAAAACCCUCUUCGGGGCCUGUUGUUUAAACAAGGAAAUUUGCAUAAGAAAGUGGAGUGGCUGCGUGAGAAGUUGGAUUAUAUUCAACAAAAAAUUGAUCAGGAUCCGUCAAAUCUGGUUCUAAGGAAUGAAGAAGCUAUUUUAAGCCGAGAAUUUCAGGUUGUCUCUUUGGAUGAGGAGCGUUUUCUAAAACAAAAAUCCAAAGUGGAUUGGUUGAGAGCUGGAGAUAUGAAUUCGGCUUAUUUCCACUCUUCGUUGAAGGUUAGGAAUCAUUGUAGCUGGAUUGAUAUUAUUAAAGACUCGCAAGGGGUUGUCUAUGAGAAUGAUAAUGUCCCACAAGCUUUUGUUCACCAUUAUGAAAAUUUUUUGGGUUGUGAAGGAGAUAUUUCGCUCAGUCCGGCUCCGGAUUUAUUCAAUAAGGUUUUGAAUCCAGACACGGCUGCUCAUAUGAUCAGACAAGUCACAGAGGAAGAGGUAAAAUCGGCUAUGUUUUCUAUUGGCAUUGAUAAAGCACCAGGCCCUGAUGGGUUUACAACUGCAUUUUUUUAA